Molecule: messenger RNA, 4426 nt
Organism: Gymnogyps californianus (California condor)
Lineage: Eukaryota; Metazoa; Chordata; Aves; Accipitriformes; Cathartidae
Gene: KLHL21
Product: kelch like family member 21
Exons: 5
Coding region: 66-1868 (600 amino acids)
Molecular function (GO): protein binding
Source: RefSeq, a predicted model, not a curated record
GCUCCCCCGCUGCCUUCAGCUGCCUUCUCUGCCGCCGCCGCCGCUCGGUUCCCUGACGGCACGGCAUGGCGGCGAGCACAGGCAGCAGCGGCGGUGGGACGGCGGCGGCAGCGGGGGAGCCGGCACACGCGGUGUCGCUGCUGCGGGGACUGAGCGCGCUGCGGGCGGAGCGGAGCCUGCUGGACGUGACGGUGGUGGCGGGCGGGCGGGAGUUUGGGGCGCACCGCGCGGUCCUGGCCGCCGCCUCCGGCUACUUCCGCGCCAUGUUCGGCGGGGCGCUGCGGGAGGCGCGGGCCGAGCGGGUGCGGCUGCACGGCGUGGAGCCCGAGUGCCUGGCGCGCCUCCUCGACUUCGCCUACACCGGCCGGGUGGGCGGGCUGGGCCCCGACAUCGCCGAGCGCCUGCUGCGCGCCGCCGACCUGCUGCAGUUCCCCGCCGUCAAGGAGGCCUGCGGCGCCUGGCUGGCGCGCCAGCUGGAGCCCGCCAACGCCCUGGACAUGCAGGACUUCGCCGAGGCCUUCGCCUGCCCGGCGCUGGCGGCCGCCGCCCACCGCUUCGUCCUGCGGCACGUGGGCGAGCUGGGCGCCCAGCUGGAGCGGCUGCCGCUGCCGCGCCUCCUCUCCUACCUGCGGGACGACGGGCUCUGCGUCCCCAAGGAGGAGGCCGCCUUCCAGCUGGCGCUGCGCUGGGUGCGCGCCGACCCCGCCGCCCGCGCCCCGCUGCUGCCCCAGCUCCUGGCCCACGUCCGCCUGCCCUUCGUGCGCCGCUUCUACCUGCUGGCCCACGUGGAGGGCGAGCCGCUGGUGGCCCGCUGCCCGCCCUGCCUGCGCCUCCUGCGCGAGGCCCGCGACUUCCAGGCCGCCCGCCUCGACCGCCACGACCGGGGGCCCUGCGCCCGCAUGCGCCCCCGGCCCUCCACCGGCCUGGCCGAGAUCCUCGUCCUCGUCGGGGGCUGCGACCGCGACUGCGACGAGCUCGUCACCGUCGACUGCUACAACCCGCGCACCGGCCACUGGCGCUACCUGGCCGAGUUCCCCGAGCACCUGGGUGGGGGCUACAGCGUCGCCGCGCUGGGCAACGACAUCUACGUCACCGGGGGAUCGGACGGGUCGAGGCUGUACGACUGCGUCUGGAGGUACAAUUCCAGCGUGAACGAGUGGACGGAGGUGUCUCCCAUGCUGAAAGCCAGAGAAUACCACAGCUCCACGGUCCUGGACGGGCUGCUGUACGUGAUCGCCUCCGACAGCACGGAGCGCUACGACCACUCGGUGGACAGCUGGGAGGCUCUGCAGCCCAUGCUGUACCCCAUGGACAACUGCUCCACCACCUCGUGCCGCGGCAAGCUGUUCGCCAUAGGCUCCCUGGCUGGCAAAGAGUCCAUGGUUAUGCAGUGCUACGAUCCCGACAGCGACCUCUGGUCCCUCGUGAACUGCGGCCACCUCCCUCCCUGGUCCUUCGCCCCAAAGACCGUCACGCUCAACGGCCUCAUGUACUUCAUAAGAGACGACUCGGCUGAAGUGGAUGUUUACAAUCCAGCGAAGAACGAAUGGGAUAAAAUCCCUGCCAUGCUUCAGGUUCACGUUGGGGGGAGCGUGGCCGUGCUCGGCGGGAAGCUCUACGUCUCCGGUGGCUACGAUAACACCUUUGAACUCUCGGACGUCCUGGAAGCCUACGACCCCGAGACGCGAACGUGGAGCGUGGUGGGCCGACUCCCCGAGCCCAUCUUCUGGCACGGCAGCGUCAGCAUAUUCCGGCAGUUCAUGCCGGAAACCACGCAGGAGGACGACGGCAUCACGCUGGACAACACCAUCAACUUGAACAGGCAGCGCCAAAACCUUCACAACCAGAACCUUAACGAGCUUCGUUAGCAGGGGAAGGCGCCGUGCCCCUGGCUCGAUGCGAGUUCCUUAUCCAGAACCAGUGUUGCUUUGAGAGAAGGCAGAGGCAAACCGGUGCUUGGAAACAAAAACGUACUGAUCGUAGAGGGAGUGAAAGCUCUGCAUGUUUGACGUGCUGUUGCGGACCCGCCGCCGGCAGACAGCGAGGCCUCCGCUGCGGCGUCCCUCGGCCCUUCUCGGGGGUGGGAGAAGGCGCCGCGCCGCCCGCAGAGGAGACCCGCGAGGUGAACUCUGAGGAAAGCGAGCGCGUUGAACGUCACCGCAGCGUGGCAGCUUACGGCUUUCGGUCAGACGCCUUUCACUGGGAGCUCCUUCACCCCGUAACGCUUCGUUUGCCACCAAACUCCUUUCUUCGGUUUCUUUUUCGGGAGGGGUCUUGUCUGGUAGGAGGGUGGCCUGGACCCCCACCUCUGUUCUGUGCCUCGGAGGAAGACAGCCCUGCUGUGCACGUCUUCCUCUGCGUGGCUGGAGGGGGGAAAGGCCUUCCCACAAGAGCUGGAGGUCUGUUGGGGGCGAGAGGUUAAUAGGAGAACGUGGCCCUUCCCGCCCUGUCGCUGUGGUCCUCGGUUGCCCCUCACGCAGGAACAGACGUCCUGCAGCAGGGAUCUUGCCAAGGCCGGGUUGUGAAGCUUCACCUUUCCCUUUGUCUGAACUCCGGUUCUUCCUGUAUUUUGGCGGGGUUUUUUAAGUUGCAGCAUUUAAACUUCUGCAGGCAUUUGUUUUCCAAGCCUUCUGAGCAGAGCACUUUUUCCUUCUGAGAAGAAACGCCCUUAUUUAUCUUUUAAUCGCGUUCUCACAGCCAGAUUGUUUUCGUUUCUGAUCGUCCCGGCUGCGCCCUCUUUUAAGGGAAGGGGAGAAGCGAGUGCCCCUCUUGGCUGGCCCGAGGAGCGACUCCUGGGGCUGGCCGCUGCUGCCCUCGGCGAGGACCUGUUCCCCCUGCCCGGUGUGACAGGGCUUGCCCGUAGCGGGGCUGAACUAGGCAGAAAAAGCUGCUGCUUGCGGCGAGGGCCGUUGGCUGUCGGUUCUCCUGUGCCGAGCCCUCGGCCGGCGCGCUGGGUUGGGCAGACAGGCCCUGGGCAGCGAGGGCAAGUUUUUAUUUCUUCACCAUUUUAAAGGAGCUAAGUUGGUGGUGUGCUGUUUUAGGGGAAGAAAAAAAAAAAAGCCCAACUUAGCGGGAAAGAUGAGUGCCGCGUCCUCAGGAGAUGCACCGCAGGCUCGCGGAGUUGCUGGCGGCGCUUGGCUACCUUGAUGCAGAAUUGCUUUCAAAUGCGUCACCUCGUGUGAAGGAACCCGCCGGACCUUCGGAGAGCUCUCGUGCCUCUCGCACCUCCCGUUUGCAGGAGCUCUCGGGAUUUGGGCAAUUGGAAAAUGCCGCUGAGGUGUUUUGGCGAGGGUGUAGGAGUUAGCCAGAGUGUUGCGGAUUGAAAGGUAGUAAUUUUAGUGGGUUUUUUCUUUUUUUUUGUUUGGGGUUUGCUGGUUUUUUUGGCCUGAGUAAGAUUUGCCUUUAUACUCGCCCAAGUGACCUAGCUAGCUUGGGCUCUGUUUCCUCUGUCUACCUUAGCUGAGGAGAAGCUGCGUGCAGUUUACUCGCAGAAUGUUUCUGGAACAGGCAAACAGCUCAACCUGUGGCACGGCUCGCCCAAAAACCAGCGUCGCACCUUCGGGGAAACCUGCAAGGCAUGACAGCGGCUGGGUGCGUUCGCUUCUUCCAUCUGUCGUUUUUAACCAAUAGGAAAAAAAUUUGCAUUUAAACUUAAUUCAGAGAUGGAAAGCCCGUCUACUUGAUUGCUCGCCUUCUGGCUUGCCCUUGGAUUGAGUAGCGUCAGAGCCCCGUCUCCGCAACGUUAGCGUCUUCACAGCUUUAAAAAAAUCAGGUUUGCCUUGAAUGCCGUCGUAUGCCACGCUCCUCAGCUGCGGGACUUGGGAAAGCCGUUCCUGAAAUCGGGGCUGUUCCCCAAGCCUGAAACUUUUGACAGUGCCUUGAAACCGCCGCGCGCCGGCGGAGGAUCGCGGAGGGGCCUUGCCCGGCCGCGGCAGCCUCUCGCUUUAAAACCCUCCCCGGCGCUGCCGCCGGCUGGGCUGCGGGGCGGGACGCGCGGGGUCCCGCCAUUCGGGGCGGCUCCUUCGUUUCUGGGAGUAACGGCCGCGUCCCGCCGCGCUGACCCGCGAGGCCGAAGCAGCCCGUCCCCGCGGCGCCGUGUCGCGCCCGGGGAGAGACGGCGUGUGCCGCGCAGCUGAACUCGCGUUGCAGACCGAAGUAUUUAUGCCGAACUAUAAAUAGCACGCACAGCCUGUCUCAUGCGGUAGUGCUCGCUGCUGGACCUGCCACCCCCAAGUUCCCCGAGCGGCUGAACAGUUACGGAGCUGUAUUUAUUUUUUGUAAAAUUCAUUGUGUCCGAAUCUUUUGAGUACAGUUUAAAUACCAUCCUUUGAAACAAAGGCAUUUUACAUUUACAGAUAACGUAUUUUUAUUCUCGUAGUUUGUUUCUGAAUUUACUUGCAGCAGUCAAGUUAAAUAAAACAUGUUA